This is a messenger RNA of Aspergillus versicolor CBS 583.65, 3533 nucleotides long. RefSeq lists its product as uncharacterized. Gene Ontology annotation, cellular component: RNA polymerase I core factor complex. The record is from RefSeq and is a predicted model, not a curated record. NCBI's taxonomy places the organism in Eukaryota, Fungi, Ascomycota, Eurotiomycetes, Eurotiales, Aspergillaceae. The transcript has 2 exons. The coding region runs from base 265 to 3156 and encodes 963 amino acids. Gene Ontology annotation, molecular function: TBP-class protein binding; RNA polymerase I general transcription initiation factor activity; RNA polymerase I core promoter sequence-specific DNA binding. Gene Ontology annotation, biological process: nucleolar large rRNA transcription by RNA polymerase I; transcription initiation at RNA polymerase I promoter.
GCAAAAUGUACAGAGCUUGGCUUGCGCUGGACAUUUGACGAUCCGUCUUGAAGCUGCUAGCAUACACCACAUCAUUUGACCCCUUUGCUUAUGGUGGCUAAUAACAAGGCGCACAUGUCAAGAGCCUAUAAAUGAACUAAAGCAGAUUCGUCACUCACGAGCUGAACAUCAGCCAGAUGAUUACCUAGCCGUACACCAUUGGGGGGACGUGUUCCAGCUUUUGAAUGGGAAACGAGCGAGUCCUCGACAACCAGAGAAUUCCCCAUGGCAUUUGUUCCUUCGGCAUCAGCCUUCUCUCUACCACUUCCUUUCUGGCAACAAGAUCCAAGUGUUCGGGUUGCGAAGUAUGAAUCUAGGAAGCGCAAGAACCAGUAUCACACAGGAGAAGAAGAAAGCGACAAUAACGGCGAGGAUGGCGAAACCACCGAUGCUGUGUCGGAGUUCGGACCCACAGACACAUCUGUGAUCUUAUCUCCUGAGGAGGUCGGCCAGUACCGCGUUGCAGGUCUCCCUAUUGACGAGGAAUUACCCGGUGGCCAUUUCCCACACGGCCCGGCCAAAGAAGAGAACCAAAAACUAAACAGUCGUCGCUCAAUUGAGAAGCAGUUGUCGAACCUCUCACCCCCUUUAUAUGCGCCUCAGUCUUCAGCACAUCAAGGGAAUCUCCGGCUUCACCACCUUUCGGUGCUUACUUCUGUGCUUCAUCGGUGUCUUCUCGAUGGCGAUUAUAUCCGCGCGGGUAAGGCAUGGGGCCUGUUAAUUCGAGAACAAUUUAGAGGCCAACCAAUUGAUGUGCGUGCCGAGGAUCGAUGGGGUAUUGGCGCAGAAAUAUUACUGCGGAAAGACCAACAGAUAUCUAGCAGGAUAUCUGAAGGCGCAUUAGCCGACAGCGAUGGAAAUAACGAGGCUGGUACUAUCUCAAGGCUUCUAUUCACUAGGAAAGGGUUCGAAGAUGCCAAGGAAUACUACGAGACACUCAUAAUUCAGCAUCCAUAUCAAAAGCAUGCGCCGAACGCCAUAAAUGAAUUGCACUUUUAUCCAGCCAUGUUUGGCUUAUGGGUAUACGUUACACAAGAGGAAAGCGCGGCUGCACACAGAGAUCUCGAUGACCGAGAUCCAGCCUCGCUGAGGGAACCCUGGGAAGACGAAGACGCCAACUCUGAGAACGGCAGUCGAGACGACUGCCAGGAGAAGUAUCAAAGGCUCACAGCUGGCAUAAGAGCGAAGGAAUUGGCCGAAGCCUAUAGGAUUUCCGCGAGGAUGGACGGGCUUCUUACAUCGCCCCCGUACUCAGACAGCUCGGAAUUGCUUGAGCUGCGGAGCAUGGUGUCUCUCUGGAUCGCCGAUCUGCUCAUUUCAAGCCUUUCUUCUCGAGACAGUGUUGAUGAAGACGAAGUUAAUUAUCCCGGAAUGGGCAAUGUUGAUGACGAUACUGAUGUUUUCAUGUCCACGACGAAGCCUAAUAAUGUGGAAGCGAGACAAGAGCGACGAGCGGCCAUGGAGAAGAGAGAACUGGAAAUUGCCAAGUCGAAAGAAUACAUGGAUAAGGCCCAACAACGGAAGCGGGGAGUUGCUUCCAAAAUGCAGGACCUGCACAUCGAGAAUCGCCAGCACCAUCAUCGGGCAGAUGUGCCCACAAACCAGACCAGGAAGAAGUUAGCUGAGCAGGCUCGUGUUGAAGUUCCUCAAACAGCCCUGGUUGCGCCCAUCCCCAUUUCAACUAAUAGACAGGCGCCAAUAGAUCGAUAUGGCACACCAUUUCAGGACAAUGGGCCUGCCGAGCAACUUGCCCACAGAGAUGCCUUCGACACUGAUGUGGAAGGUAUUGAUGAAUCGACAAUUGCAGCAACAAGUGUGGUUGGAAUUGAUGAAGAGCCAUACCGAUUGUCACCCACUAUUCGUCCAAAUGUGAAUGUGCCUGUUCAGCUCCCGCCACCCCAGCCGCUGUCACGGCCGUCACCAUCGCCUCCACGUCAGCUCCGUGCAGCUCGUCGUGCAAAUGAGUCCAAAUGGUACGAGGGUCUAGGUGAUAGAGCGCUAAAGUCCGCUGGAUUUGACUUGGACGACUUGGACGCCACAAGCCAGCUUACUUCCACAGCUGGCGACGAUGAGCAGUCAAACGAUACAGAUGACCAACGUCACGUUCCUAGGUACCGCGGCGGUGAAGAGCCUUUUAAUAGAAAGCUACAGAACUUCUGGUCUGCCAGUCGGAGAACAUAUCAAUCUGAUGCCGAGGAACAUACCGAGCCAACCAAACCCCCGUCCCUCAUCCCAGUUGCAUCGGCCUCAAAGCCUCUUCCUGCUAGUGGCAGAAAAGUAACCCUUACACGAAGCAAAACAACAACCCCUAGGACUAGAUUUAGUCCGCCUAAGCCGUCUCUACUUGACCAAUUGGAUCUCACCCCCACGCGGCGGAGCCCCAACCUUACUCGGUCUCAUUCUCGAAAAGAGCGAGAAAGGGACAGUGACAGAGAAAGAGAGAAGGAAAACAAUAAAGCAGCAGACGACUUCCUUAGAGUCGCAGACGAAGGCCUAGGUCUAUUCACAGAUGACAACAAUACCCAUCCAGAUGAUAGUCUCCAGUCCCUCAAUGUCUUCGAUAUGACAAACUUCGAUGAUCUUGAAAACGACUCCUCGAUGAACGACCCAUUUUCGCGUCGCAAUUCUGUGAGACGCAUUGGGACAGAAGAGACGCCUAAAGCAAGGAAACGCAACCUCGAACCCGACUACCCACCCGAAAUUUUAUGCACCAAAUCCUUCAGUGAACUCCAAGCCGAGCCAUUUGACCAUGCCCCCACUCCUAGAGCAUCUAGGCCAGCCAAGGAAACUCAGGCACAGCAUUCUCCUGAGAAAGGAAACGAAGAAGAUAAGGUCUCAUUCCUUCUACGGCUCUCCGAGCAAGAGCGCAGAGAAUACUUCUCGAAGCUUUCAGUGAAUGAGUGGGAAGGAUGUGGCGAUUUACUAAUCGAGGAGUUCAGUAAGAUGAUGGUGAAGAUGAAGGACUUGCGUCACGCACGUCGUAAAACUGCGGCUGUGUUUGAGGCUGAGGUUAGAAGGAGACAUGAGAUGGUUGAGGAGCAGUCGACGGAGAUCACUGGAAAGUUUGAAGAGAUGAGGGCAGGUGGUGCAGAGGUCCUUCGUGGGCGUUCGCCUUGAGAGCCUUCCCAUCAAUAUUUCUUACAGUCGCCCUCUUCCUUGCAAGUUACGCCUUAUUAUGAUAGUAUUUCUUUUGCCUUUUCUGCAUGGGAUAAAGCGAAGCGAAAGGCUAAUAAUAUGUUAUGUGAGGAUGGUUGUCCUUUUUGCUGUGAAACGCCUACUUCAAUUGCCGUCAUGUUUCUUUCAGCGGAGAAAUACCUAAGCAUCUAUUAAGAGCAUCAAUAUACCCCUUUUCAGAAGUACAUUUGCGGCGGAGACGUUGCUUUACUCCAAUUUACGCCAAAAUCGCUUUAAAAUGUCAAUGCGAGACAACCUAUCCGAAUCACCGAAACCAGCGGUGGCCCAGAAUUAACAAGUACAAAUGUAUCAGGCCAAAG